Messenger RNA from Solea solea (common sole), 909 nucleotides. It is a transcript of the gene mrpl40, whose product is annotated as mitochondrial ribosomal protein L40. NCBI's taxonomy places the organism in Eukaryota, Metazoa, Chordata, Actinopteri, Pleuronectiformes, Soleidae. The transcript has 5 exons. The record is from RefSeq and is a predicted model, not a curated record. Bases 118 to 723 code for a protein of 201 amino acids. Gene Ontology annotation, cellular component: mitochondrial ribosome; mitochondrial large ribosomal subunit.
ACGUGCGCAGUCUUUCACUCAGGCAAGGGGACGAGACAAAUCAGUGUUGUAGUUCUACACGCGAGCGUUUGUGUGACUUUAAUAUGUGUUUAAAUUAAAACUUUACACAGUGGGAACAUGGUUUUAGGGCUUAUAUGUAGGGGUUUGUCCCGACAGACCGUCGCGUCAAGCGUCUUGUCGGGGAAACAUCACCAUGCAGUCACCCUGAGUCCGUGGAUUGCUUCAGUGAUGACACUGAAGACAUCUGCUCCACUCAGAGGGGAGCCCAAAAAGAAGAAGAAAGUUGACCCCAGAAGAGAACUGCUAAUGAGAGAGCGACUGAAAAAAAAGCUGAAGAGAAUGGAGAAGAUUCCACCAGAAUACAUCCCUAUAGAGGAUUUUGUCACUCCAUUCAAAUGCUUAGAUGAUACAAGGGUGCGCUCAUCACCAAGGCUGUCAUUUGAAGAAAGUGAGGGUCGAGCCAUGCUGCUGAAGGAGUGGAGUCAAUACAAACAGAAGCAGGAUUUGGCUGAAGUGCAGGCUGUUGAACUUGCACUGGAAGCCCAGAGAGAAGCAUUGGAGGAGCUCAAGUUGGAGUCAGAAGAGCUGUACCUGGCAGCACUGAAGCCAGACCCACUUCUGUUUCCCUUCAGUCAUAAAGGUCCUGUCUACACACCACCAAAGACCAAGUAUGAUGCACCAGAGGGGAAAUACAAUGACAUCACUAAAGUUUACACUCAGUGAUGCUCAGAAAACAGCAUGUGGGUGUUAGUGUGUGUUCUUGUUUGUACAGGUUUCAUGAAGUCCACUGUUUUCACAUGUAUGUAUCAAAUCACAUCAAUCAUGGAAGCAGAACAUUAUAUUUUUCCCAUUUCCACGUUUCCUUAUGAAACACAAAGUUGAAAAUAAAGCUUAAUUUUUUUGUAUUUA